Messenger RNA from Seriola aureovittata, 963 nucleotides. RefSeq names its product nuclear autoantigenic sperm protein-like. The coding region runs from base 277 to 768 and encodes 163 amino acids. NCBI's taxonomy places the organism in Eukaryota, Metazoa, Chordata, Actinopteri, Carangiformes, Carangidae. The transcript has a single exon. The record is from RefSeq and is a predicted model, not a curated record.
CUUUUCUGAUUAUCCUUAAGGGGGUAAGAGUUUUUCAUAUAGACAAAUGACUAUACUAGUAUAAAAUUUUGAUUACAUUUCCCUAAAUUAAUUCAGUUUAUAUUAAAAGUGGCUUUUCUGGUUAGGUUAGAACAACUCUUUUAGUCAUGUGUAAACCCCAGCUCAUAAAAAGGGGUCUAAAAGACUUGACUGCCUACAUACAACACUACAGUGUGAUACAGUAAGAUGGUAUUGGAAUACAAAAUGAAUGCGAGUUGAAUUGUCAAGUUAAUAUCAAUGUCAGAAAACUCAGUUUUCUCAUGUGACACUGGUGCAGAAAAAACUAGAGAUGAGCUACGAAAGCAGGUCUAUGAUGCAAUGGCUGAGAAGGAAGAGACUGUGGCAGCUGACAACAAGCUGAAGUCUGAAGAUUCAAAGAGCCCUGCUGAGGUGAAAAAAGAAAAUGGUGUGGCAGAGUGCCCAGUCAAACACGUGAAUGGAUCAGAGAAAACAUCGGACUCCCCUGUGAAUGGGCAAGAGAAGAGUUCAGUCCAGGAAACCACAGCGAAUGGAGCCGAGAAGACCCCGGGUGCUCCUGUGAAUGGUGUGGGAGAAAGUCCUACUGGAUCUCCUGGAAAGGAAAAUGUGACGGCGAAGGUACAAAUUGUUAAAGAGCAGAAUGGAGAGGCGAAGGAUAAGGAAUCCAAACCAGAGGCUGAACAGAACGAAGAGGAAGCAGAGGGCAGUAGAUCUCUAGAUACUGAGCACUGUUGGUGUGGAUGGGUGUAACACAAGUUUGGUAUUGCUUAAUACAGACUGGUCAUCAUUAACAGGUGUUGCAAAAGGUGAAGGGGAAUGCACUGGAGCAAGUGUAAACUGCACAUUUUUUUCCAUUUUCCGAGCACAUUUGCAUUUGGUUUUCUACUGAAGGUGCACUUUAGAAAAAUGAGUGUCUAGCUCUUUGUAAUUAUCCUCCUGUUUUUU